AUGGAGAGCUCUGCCAAGAUGGAGAGCGGCGGCGCAGGCCCGCAGCCCUUCCUGCCGCCCGCAGCCUGCUUCUUUGCCACGGCCGCGGCGGCGGCUGCGGCGGCCGCGGCGGCGCAGAGCGCGCAGCAGCCGCCGCCGCCGCAGCCGCAGGCGCCGCAGCUGAGCCCCGCGGCCGACGGCCAGCCCUCAGGGGGCGGUCACAAGUCAGCGCCCAAGCAAGUCAAGCGACAGCGCUCGUCCUCGCCCGAACUGAUGCGCUGCAAACGCCGGCUCAACUUCAGCGGCUUCGGCUACAGCCUGCCGCAGCAGCAGCCGGCCGCCGUGGCGCGCCGCAACGAGCGCGAGCGCAACCGCGUCAAGCUGGUCAACCUGGGCUUCGCCACCCUUCGGGAGCACGUCCCCAACGGCGCGGCCAACAAGAAGAUGAGCAAGGUGGAGACGCUGCGCUCCGCCGUCGAGUACAUCCGCGCGCUGCAGCAGCUGCUGGACGAGCACGACGCGGUGAGCGCCGCCUUCCAGGCGGGCGUCCUGUCGCCCACCAUCUCCCCCAACUACUCCAACGACAUGAACUCCAUGGCCGGGUCGCCGGUCUCAUCCUACUCGUCGGAUGAGGGCUCCUACGACCCUCUCAGCCCCGAGGAGCAAGAACUGCUCGACUUCACCAACUGGUUCUGA
Messenger RNA from Balaenoptera ricei (Rice's whale), 675 nucleotides. It is a transcript of the gene ASCL1, whose product is annotated as achaete-scute family bHLH transcription factor 1. NCBI's taxonomy places the organism in Eukaryota, Metazoa, Chordata, Mammalia, Artiodactyla, Balaenopteridae. The coding region runs from base 1 to 675 and encodes 224 amino acids. The record is from RefSeq and is a predicted model, not a curated record. Gene Ontology annotation, molecular function: protein dimerization activity; RNA polymerase II transcription regulatory region sequence-specific DNA binding; DNA-binding transcription factor activity, RNA polymerase II-specific. Gene Ontology annotation, cellular component: RNA polymerase II transcription regulator complex. Gene Ontology annotation, biological process: positive regulation of transcription by RNA polymerase II; sensory organ development; neuron differentiation. The transcript has a single exon.